CAACUAUUGCCUCAGAGAGAAACAUUCAAACAGCCAAGACCUUCUAUGUAUGUACAGUUUUUUUAUAUACAGCUAUUUAUGUCACCUUCUCUGGCUCUGACAACUCUCUGUCGGUCAAAUCUCCAGGAUUAAUUGAAUUAGCUAGUCAUUUCCACUGGGCUAAUUUGGAGGACAUUUUAGUAGCUGCCGUGGGCUAGAGAAAGCAUCACAGACUCCUCAAGAUGAAGGACCGACUGGCACAGCUGAAAGAGAAGAGUGAUGCUGGAGGCGAUGACAUUGAGGUUCCUGUGGAGAACGAGGCUUUCAUGGAUGAUUUCUUUAAUCAGGCUGAGGAUAUCCGCAGCAGCAUUGACAAGAUUGACGAGAGUGUUACAGAAAUAAAAAAACUCUACUCCACCAUCUUGUCAGCCCCCACAUCUGAGCAGAAAACACAAGAUGACGUUGAAGCCCUCACCAAUGAGAUCAAGAAGUCAGCAAACAAUGCAAGAAACAAACUUAAGAGUAUUGAGCGCCAGCUUGAGUCAAACACAGAUGAGAGGGCCUCCGCUGACCUCAGGAUACGCAAAUCACAGAAGGCUGAGAGACACCAGCAGCAAGACCACAAUGCCAAGCAUUCCUUUCGUUCUGUGUAA
Messenger RNA from Anarrhichthys ocellatus (wolf-eel), 632 nucleotides. RefSeq names its product syntaxin 3a (gene stx3a). Lineage: Eukaryota; Metazoa; Chordata; Actinopteri; Perciformes; Anarhichadidae. The transcript has 6 exons. The coding region runs from base 222 to 632 and encodes 136 amino acids. Gene Ontology annotation, cellular component: membrane. Gene Ontology annotation, biological process: vesicle-mediated transport. The record is from RefSeq and is a predicted model, not a curated record.